UGUAUCCAGAGCCGUGGGCUUGUUUGGUUUAAAUGUUGUUUGCUGUGUUUAAGACUUGACUCAUGGAGCUCCUACCCAUCCUCAGCCCAGAAGACACACCCAGAGAAAAGCAAUGGUAUGCUUUGGUGCCCAGAGGUGAAGCACCCGGAGUCAGCGUAGGCCACACCUGCGCAUUCAUACCUUCAUGCAGUGGCGGUAAAGGAAGCAUUGUGAUUGUUGGAGGAGCCAAUCCUAGUGGCAGUUUUCCACAUUCCUACCUUAUUAAUCUUGACAGUCAUGAGUGGGACAUUCCUGAGUGGGAAGGUCUACAGGCCAGAUACGAACACUGUAGCUUCGUUCCCGAAAGUGACCCCACUAGCCUGUGGGUGUUUGGAGGGGCUGAACAGAGUUCCAACCGUAACUCUGUUCAAGUGCUACACACUACAGACAGGGGUCCCUGGAGGACCGUGGAUACGACAGGGACGCCGCCGAGCCCGAGGACGUACCACACUAACUCGGCAUGUAUCGAAGACAGACUGUUUGUCUUUUCUGGAGGGGAGACGGGGGCCAUGCCUGUUAUCGAUCCCCGAGUGCACGUAUUCGACGCAGUUACCAGUUCAUGGUCACAACCAGAGACCAAAGGAAAGCCACCAUGUCCGCGACAUGGUCAUAUAGUUGUCGCAGUUGGGUCAAUGAUCUACAUCCAUGGAGGGAUGGCUGGAGAAAAGAUCCACUCUGACUUGUUCGCUCUGGACACUGAGAAUAUGAAAUGGGAGCGAGUGAAGGCUAAAGGAGAUGUUCCUCCUGGAACAGCAGCGCACUCAGCUGUGGCUUUACAGAGAAAUAUUUACAUCUUUGGAGGGAUGACAGCGGAGGGAGCGAGCAAUUCCAUGUACAGGUUCCAAACUGACAAACGUUGGACUGCAAUGAAGUUUGAAGGUGACCCACCACCUAAUCGACUGGACCACUCGAUGUGCGUCGUACCUUGGCUGAAAAGGACAGACGCUAACGAAGAGGAGGGAGCAGAAGGCCGUGAGGAAGAAAUAAAGCAUCUGUGCUUCGUUUUCGGAGGGAUGGACACUCAGGGGGUCAUAUUUAACGACUGUCUGGUCACUCUGAUCACAUGAUUACAUUCUGUAUCUUGUCUCUUUUAAAAAAAAAAUACAUUACAAAACUGAUUUUA
Molecule: messenger RNA, 1162 nt
Organism: Trichomycterus rosablanca
Lineage: Eukaryota; Metazoa; Chordata; Actinopteri; Siluriformes; Trichomycteridae
Gene: rabepk
Product: Rab9 effector protein with kelch motifs
Exons: 8
Coding region: 63-1106 (347 amino acids)
Molecular function (GO): protein binding
Source: RefSeq, a predicted model, not a curated record